Molecule: messenger RNA, 643 nt
Organism: Carassius auratus (goldfish)
Lineage: Eukaryota; Metazoa; Chordata; Actinopteri; Cypriniformes; Cyprinidae
Product: beta-catenin-like protein 1
Exons: 3
Coding region: 98-472 (124 amino acids)
Cellular component (GO): spliceosomal complex
Source: RefSeq, a predicted model, not a curated record
CUAAAAAUGACAAACUUUUCCCCUUAAAUAGUUUCUAAGUAGUUUCUACUUGUUUGUAGUUUUAGUUUAGUCUGAUUGUAGUACUUAAAGUGUGCCAAUGCUAUAUUUCUCAUUAUAUGUGUGUUCAGGGAGAAGAAGAUGUCUCGAGUCAGUGAUCGGUCCAGAGGGGUCAGAUAACUGUCACAAGUUUGUGAACAUCCUGGGCCUGCGGACCACAUUCCCUCCGUUCAUGAAGACACCCAAGAAGAUGAAGAUAGUGGGGAUAUCGGACAAGAAGCAUGAAGAACCUCAGAGGGCAGCAGAGAAGUCGUCUCCUCAGCAAGUUCACGACUGCGAGAAGCUGACGGUCGACAGACUCAUGGAGCUGCAUUUUAAACACCUGGAAGCCGUUCAGCUCGCAGACAAGAGGAUGGAAGGAGAGAAGCACGUAAGAUUCACACUUGAUUGGCAGUUUCUCCUCAGCGAGAAGUGAAGAUAAGAGCAGACCUACCAGACUCAAACCUCACUGUGGGAUCUGUCGGACACUCGACACGCUUCCCGCUCGCUCCACUCCACUUUACAGAUGAACGCUGUUAAACUUUUACUCUAAAGGUGCUCUUACAGGACCUGGAGUCUGUGUAGUCACAACUGGACAAACACCCAA